UUUCCGACCAUCUCCUAUUGCAAACGGAUUGUCCGGGUACCAUCUCACUAAAUAGUUCAUCAAAAUUUUAUAAUUGCAAUUAAAAAACAAGUGCCGUGUGAUUUUUUAAACUAACUCCUACAGGAUUUAUCAUGACAAUCCAAGACAAAGUGAGAGUGAACAGCUGUUGCUGCCGAUGGAGUUUGAGAUUCGGGACAUUAUUCACUGGAUUUCUCGGCAUUAUAUUAUCGAUAGCAACAAUUCUCCUGAUCCUUCUAGCGGAUAUGGAAAUAAAAAUGGUGAUAAUUGACAUCUUCAGUAAAACCGUCACUCGAAUUAUUGUUAUAAUAAAUCUCUUCAUGACGAUUUUUAUCAGUUCGUUGUUAAUUUACGGCGCGUGGAAGAAAAAAAGAUUUCUGAUGCUUCCAUGGAUCGUACUGGGACUCAUGAUAGCGAUUGGAUUAUUAAUUACUAUUUUUUACACUGCGAUAAGUCAUAUGAUUAAUAUCAGUAUAUGGGGAGGUGUACUGUGGCUGGUGAUUGGUCUUAUUGUUUUUGUUAUCUACGUCUACUUGUGGGUGGUAGUCCUCAGUUAUCAUCGACAACUGAAGGAUGACAAGUUGAAAGGAAAAAUAGAUCCUUACGGACGCCCAUACAAUUACAGUCGUGCGUAAAAUGCGCAAUUAAAAAUUCAUGAUCUCAUGACAAAAAUCGAGAGAUUGCACUCGCAUCAAUCCACACGCCAUUAUUUAUUAUUUAUUUUCUAUUUAUCAAUGCGUAAAUGUUAACCGUGUAAUGACUUGUAUGAAGAGAGUAUAGAUAAAUAAUAACAACAACAACAACAAUAAUAAUAAUUCUGUAAUAAUUCCAAUAAUCAAUUUUUCUAAUUGCACUUGCAAUUGAUUAAUAGUCCAUUAUCCUUUGGUCUGGAUUGAAAAAAAAAAUCCAUAAAACGAGAUUUAAAAACAAUCCAGAGAAAAUAAUGAAAAUAAUAUAAUU
This is a messenger RNA of Fopius arisanus, 978 nucleotides long. RefSeq lists its product as uncharacterized. NCBI's taxonomy places the organism in Eukaryota, Metazoa, Arthropoda, Insecta, Hymenoptera, Braconidae. The transcript has 5 exons. The coding region runs from base 132 to 653 and encodes 173 amino acids. The record is from RefSeq and is a predicted model, not a curated record.